AUGUUAGAUCAAGUCGAAGCAGGUAUUUUUAUUCAGUAUUUGAAAAUAAAUAUUCUUCAAGCUAUUCAAUAUAUAAUAAAGGGUUGGAAAGAAGUUUCGGUUGAGACUAUCCGUAACUGUUGGCACUAUACAAAAAUUCUUCUGGAUACCAUCGACCCCGAGGUUCGUGAAUUAUCUGAUGAGGUUUGUAGAACCAAUGAUUCAAGCCUUGAUGAACUUGUUAAUGCACUUAAUAAUACGCACCAUCUUUCUAAUUCGAUGAAAGUUAAUGAAUUCCUUACAAUAAGUGAGAAGAAUCUUGUUAAUGAGAUUCCUCCGGAUGACCAGAUUAUUAAAGAGUUUGCAUAUACAUUCAGAAAAGAUGAGGAAGCUGAAAAUAUAGAUGAUGAAGGCAUUGAUAUCAUAGAUGAUGAAAGGGAUGAUAGUGUUGAAAUUGCAAUUGUUAGUAGUAGUUCUGCAUUAAGUAAUCUAGAAAAUGUUCGAAUUUUUUUGCUUCAGCAAGAGGGCUCAAACGA
Racocetra persica is the source of this 515-nucleotide messenger RNA. The record is from the annotation of a GenBank genome assembly. Lineage: Eukaryota; Fungi; Glomeromycota; Glomeromycetes; Diversisporales; Gigasporaceae.